GUUAGCAAGCACAGCCAUUGCAUUGGUUUUCCCCUCUUCUUUGGGUUUUGUUUAUCCUCGCGUUCUUUUGUGGCUGCUUCGCUUCUAUUUUAGGGGACGAAGCCAGGACUGCGCUGCUCUGGCUCCCUUUAAUCUCAUGAUGGAACGUUUUCUUCAUUUCGGAGCGGUAGUGCUGCUCUUACUAAUGGCAACUAAAGUCCAGACGCAAAGUACUAUAGCAGAUGCCUUAAAAUCGCAAUGCUUGGACAACGUCAUGAUGAUGACCCUAGAUAGUUCCGUUGUUUGGGGGAAUUAUCUCCAGAUUGAUGCCCUCAAUGAUACCGAGUUCAUUACGAUCACACCGGAGAUCGCAGCACAAUGUGGCUUCAGUUUGACGGUGGAUGACUGGGGAAACGCCACGUUUCUUGCCUCCGUUCUGAACUGCUUUUCUAAAAAUGUGGAGGAUGCAACCUUCAAUCUCUCUGUAAGAAUUAGAAUUUCACCAAAUGUGGACAUGUCUACAGCCUCCAUGUAUAAUUAUUCUAUCAGCUGCAACUACUCCACUUGGGCAGCCAGGGAAAUCCUCUGUGAAAGAAACUACAUGGAGGUGUCAGUGAGAAGAAGAGUACCUACUUUAAAGCAAGGUCUUCAAGAUGAUGACUGGGCUGCAGCAUUUACAGAGGCUACUAAGGCUGCUUACAGAAUCUGGAAGGUGGUCUUCUACCUCCCUGUUCAGAAGACCAUGACUGCAGAAGAAGCUAAGGAAAGCGGUUAUGGGCUUCUGACUACUCCAUCAAGACUUGUCCUUAGAUCUGCUUACAAUACAUCAGAGAGUCAAUUGCAGAUGCUGGAUUCUGUGCCAAUGGCAGUUGUCCGAGCAACAACAUUUUAUAAGCAAAAAUGGAUGGUUAUGCUGGUGGAUUCAGCUGUCGCCUGCCCUGCUGAUGGUGUCACCUUCACAGAAGACAUGAUAACCUGGAGGAUCCCAUACAUCAUCUCUCCUCUUGUGACGCCACAGGCUUUUGAGCCUACUAACAUUAGUUUGGGAAUAAAUGGCCAAAAGCUGGACCCUACAACUAUCCAAAACCGCAACUAUAGCCUAGAUGUUGGCCCUGCAGUAAUAACUGCCCAGUUUCCAGUGGGAGCAUUGGGUGGUUACUACAAGAGCCGUGUGAGGAACAACAACUAUGGAAUAGUUUACAGAAUUGAGCCAAUGCUGGAACACCAGUGGAAGGAUGAUGUGUAUGAUGAAACCAAAUACAAGAUCCUUCAUCCAAUUACCACACCAUUCAUGCCAAGGCCCCCUACUGUAACAAAUGACACCGUGCCAGCUAAUAGACUGUUCAAUGUCACCCUGGACUCAUUCCUACCUGAUGUGGAACUUGUGAAUAUCACCUUUGGGAAUGAAACCCUUACUAUACCAGAAGCUAACCAGCUGGGCUAUAAUGUCCAGGAGCACAGGUUUCCUAAUGGCUCAAAGUGGUUUACUCUUCAGGUGCCUUUUGAAAGCCCACAUGUCUCAAAAGAGCCAACCUCUCCAGACACUACAACUUACAUUCUGCCCUUGGUGUAUGGCUUGAAUAUCGUGCCUCAGAAUACCCCUUUUACCUAUCCAGCUGUGAUUAUUGCCAGCCUGAAAGACAUUGUUCCCCCAUCUGUAACUGGUUACUGCAGCCUGACCCAAUUCUACGUGACAAUCAAACUUGGAAACCUAGGCCAUAACUUUGUUAUCUUUGUGGGCAAAAGGCAACUUACUCCCUCAAUGGCUUCAGACUAUGGCUAUACUGAGAACUCCACAUACAUCUGGAUGACUUUACCAUAUAACUGUGCUGAUGCUGUUUUUGAGGUGAUCAAGUCUUCAGAGUUGAGAAGCAGACUGGAUCUUACACUGGUAGAUGAAGAGAGGCAUUGGGUCUCUGCAAGUUUCUCUCUCUCCUGUAGCUUUCCAGUGAAACUGAUUGAGUGCCUUUCCAAUGGAACUAUGCCAACUAUUGCUGUGAAAGUAGAAUCGGUACCUGAUCUUAACCCAGGGUCCCUAACCUUGAGGGAUCCAAGAUGUACACCUCUUCAGUAUGAUUCGGUCACGGCAGUGUUCAGGUUCAAUGUCAACACCUGUGGUACAACUAGGAAGUUUUCUCAGAACACAAUGAUUUAUGAAAAUGAAGUCCUGAUGACAACCUCUGACCCACAAUAUAGGUUUUUGGUUACCUGUUACUAUAAGAUCAAUGACACAAAGGUGGUAAGAUUUGACACCAAGAACAACCUUCCCUUUGUCCCAGAACCUGCUCUAGGUCAGCUGGUUGUUGUGAUGACCCUCUCAGUAGAUGGAUCCUACAAUGAGUUCUAUACAACUUCAGACUACCCUGUUGUGAAGUACUUGAGAGCCCCUCUCUAUUUUGAGGUCAGACUCCUUUACAGCAGUGAUCCUCAAGUGGAACUGUUCCUGGAAGACUGCUGGGCAACUGGUAGUGCUGACAGAAACAGCUUCCCUAAGUGGGAUGUCAUUGUGGACAGCUGUGAGAACUCUCUUGACCUGUACAAGACUGUGUUCCAUCCAGUUUCCAAGACUACAAGAGUGCCAUUUCCAAGUCACCUGAAGAGAUUUGAAGUAAAAAUGUUCUCUUUUACUAAAGAUGAUGCUGCACUAAAAGGCGAGAUUUACUUCCACUGUGAUGUUGUAAUUUGUGAUGCUAACAGCCCCUCGGACAAGCUUUGCCGUGGCCAGUGCAUUCCGAGUAAACAGAGGCAAGUGCGCAGUGCUGACUAUGACCACAGGAGGGCAUAUGUAUCAUCUGGCUUAAUACUUCUGGAACCCUAAAAUCUUAUACCUUAACUGGUCUGGGCUAAUGCAUGCAUGCCAUAAAUGCAUUCUACUGUUUUGAUGUUCCAAAAUGUGUUGAACCUAAAUAAAAGGCCAAAUCUGA
Messenger RNA from Lepisosteus oculatus (spotted gar), 2903 nucleotides. RefSeq names its product zona pellucida sperm-binding protein 2-like. The record is from RefSeq and is a predicted model, not a curated record. NCBI's taxonomy places the organism in Eukaryota, Metazoa, Chordata, Actinopteri, Semionotiformes, Lepisosteidae.